This is a messenger RNA of Megalobrama amblycephala (Wuchang bream), 1874 nucleotides long. RefSeq lists its product as uncharacterized. The record is from RefSeq and is a predicted model, not a curated record. Lineage: Eukaryota; Metazoa; Chordata; Actinopteri; Cypriniformes; Xenocyprididae. The coding region runs from base 360 to 1100 and encodes 246 amino acids. Gene Ontology annotation, molecular function: nucleic acid binding. The transcript is spliced from 4 exons.
CUCGAAAACAGAAGCCAAUAUGAUUCUCUUCAUCUGGGCAAUUUACUGCAUCCAAGUAGAUAGGCCUAUAAAUAGGUCAAAGGUCAGAUUACCUGUUUUGAACAAUGGAUGCUAACAAUGAACAGAGACCAAGAGGAGUAGGAGGAAGAGGCAGGGGACAAUGAGGACAAAUACCAGGAGGAGGAGGAGGAGGAGGAGGAGGAGGAAGGGGAAGGGGAAGGGGAAGAGGAAGAGGAAGAAGAAGACGAAGAAGAAGAGGAAGAGGAAGAGGUUGAGGGCAAAUAAGAGAAGGAAGGAGAGCCAUCUCUGAUGAGAUUAGGGCAACACUUGUUGAUCAUGUAAUCAACCACGGUUUGACCAUGAGAGAGGCUGGACUGAGAGUCCAACCCAAAUUGAGUCGAUUUACAGUGGCGUCCAUAAUUCGAACCUUCAGAAAUGAGAACGGAGUGGAAAGGCAAAGACAUCAUGGAGGACGAGGACGAGGACGCUUGUUUACAGAUGUACAAGAGACUGCAAUUAUAAAUAUGGUUUUGGCCAACAAUGCAAUUAGGAUUCGAGAGAUAAGAGAGCAUAUCUUGAAUAAUGACACCAUAUUCAACAACAUCAAUGCUGUAAGCCAGUCGACCAUACAACGCAUCCUCCAGCGGCACCAAGUGACGAUGAAACAACUUUACAAGGUGCCAUUUGAGAGAAACUCUGACAGAGUCAAGAAUCUGCGACAUGACUUUGUAGAGAGAGUAUUGGAGAUGGAUGCCCAGGUAAUUCACCACAAAUUUAUUUAUGUGGAUGAGGUUGGCUUCAACCUCACCAAAACCAGGCGCCGUGGACAAAAUGUAAUAGGACAGAGGGCAAUUAAGAAUGUCCCUGGACAGCGUGGGGGUAAUAUAACCAUGUGUGCUGCCAUCACUCAAAACAGGGUCCUCCAUCACAAUGCCACACUGGGUCCAUACAACACCGGCCUUUUCUGGAUGCAAUUCACACAAUGCUUGUCCCUGAUCCAGAUCAGGUGCCUGCUAGAUUUGUGGUUAUAUGGGACAAUGUUAGUUUUCACCGGGCUGUUCUGGUCCAAAACUGGUUUGCCACCCAUCCACAAUUUGUAGUUUUGUACCUAUAUUCACCUUUUCUAAAUCCCAUAGAGGAAUUCUUCUCAGCCUGGCGCUGGAAAGUGUGUGAUCGCCAACCCUUUGCCCGCAUGCCGCUUCUCCAGGCAAUGGAGGACGCAUGUGGGGACAUAGAGGUGGCCUCUGUCCAAGGUUGGAUACGCCAUGCUAGGAGAUACUUCCCUCGAUGUUUGGCAAGAGAAAACGUAUCUUGUGAUGUGGACGAAGUAUUGUGGCCAGACCCAGCUCGGAGAAGAGAUGAAGCUUAGCACUGGGGACUGCACCCCCCCCUUCCCCCCUGCCAAUUCCUGGACCGGGACCCCACACACAAUUUACUGUAUUCUACUGUAAAGAAUAUACUUUUGGUUUACAUGUUUAUAGUUUUGUUGUAUGCUAAUGUAUACAACAGUAAUGUUUGGCCUAAUAAAUAUUUUCUGUUUCUACAUUGCAUUGGCAUUUCCGGUGUACUUGUUACCCCUCUGAGCAGAUUACUUUCACUGUAGAACAUUGUAUUGAAAUGUAGAUAUAAGCCUAUGAAAGACCAAAGAGCUUUAGAUUUAGAACAGCAAUGUUUACAUGGUAUAUCCAAAAAUUUAUUAUUAUGAAAGAAGUGUUUGCCAUUUGAUGCAAAUGCUUCAUUCUGACAUGUGUUUAUGGCAUUUUGAAUGCAGUGUUGCAUUUUGAAGGAGAUGUGAGGCAUUUUGCAUUUUGUGUGUGCAGUUUUGAGAAUUGUGUGUAGAGUUUUGAAAAAAGGAGACUUAGUUUUGAAAACGU